Molecule: messenger RNA, 1164 nt
Organism: Naegleria lovaniensis
Lineage: Eukaryota; Heterolobosea; Eutetramitea; Acrasida; Naegleriidae
Exons: 3
Coding region: 1-1164 (387 amino acids)
Source: RefSeq, a predicted model, not a curated record
AUGUCUACAUCAUCGCUCUCUUCUCAAUCAAAACCACCAAAUUAUAAUUUGAAAAUACCAAUUCCACCUCGUUCUGAUCGGGGCAUGGAGGACGUUCAUCAAAUUGACUCACAUCCGAGCCUUAAUCACAUCAUUUCAUUAAUUGACGAAAAAGAUCCGAGUGUUCAUGAAGACGAGUCAGAACAAGAUUUAGUUCAUUCAUUGGGACUCACAGAUCCAUCUGAAGAGGAGAAGAAACAAAUUCGAAAAAAGUACAAUUUACCUCCCUUUAAUACAUUGUUUCCUUAUCGAAGGGGUAGAGAUUAUUGGAAUUAUAGAUAUGAGGAAAGAGGAAGUGAACUGUUCUAUGAUUGGUAUCUCAGUUUUAGUCAAAUGAAAUCAACUCUACAACCUUACUUGAAAAGUUAUGACAUGCGUAUAUUAAUUCCAGGUUGUGGUAAUUCUCGCCUACCUCGUCAAUUAGUUAAAAGUGGUUUUAAAAACAUCCUCUGUAUUGAUUACUCUGAUGUGAUUGUUAAGAGGAUGAGAAAAAUUCAUGAAAAGUAUAAUGAGUUUGUCAAAUUUCAUUGUGUGGAUGCAUGUUCCAUGAAAAUGAUUGACUCGGAUUCGUAUGAUCUUGUUAUUGACAAGGCACUCACCGAUUCAAUGACAUGCUCAACAAGUGAAAUUCGUUCAUCCAUCACAGAUAAUGUCACACGGUACUAUUUUCAAGUUUCGAGGAUUUUGAAACCGGGAGGAAAGCUUCUCGUUUACUCUUCAAGAGAUCGUUCAGACCUCGUAAAGAUGAGUGACGCGUCUCUGUGGUCUUCCAUUUGCAUAACAAAGGUGGCACGAGUCCAAACCACCAAUGAAAAGCUCCGAAAAUUCUUUCCGUCCAAUCUCGCAAAUAGCUCUUUUCACUUGCUUGUUCUCUCCAAGAAGGGUGGAGAAGAUGAAGCAACCACAUCAUCUACGAAUAAUGACUCGCCUCUCGAUGGUAUGUUCCAGCUCAGUGGAGGCCUCAUUACACAGGAGCAAGCGAGUUCGGAAUCAUCAUCAAUAGCUAUCGACGCCAUGAGAAGAAAUCAAAGUAAAAGCAAUAGCAUCCUUCCAAAGCUUGCUGAUUUUGAGCGCAGAGUUGAGGAGCAAGAGGAGCAAACUCAUGUCAUUCAUGACCUUCUGUAG